AUGGAGGGGAAAGAGAAAGACGAGACCAUACUUGGAGCGUCCCCAGAGAUGGAUUCAGGAUCCGCCAAAGACACUGCUGGUCAAGACGGGAAUAAGGGGAUUAAACGCGACUUGGAAUCUCGGCACAUUAACAUGAUUGCAAUUGCAGGAAUGAUUGGAACUGGCCUAUUCUUAAGCUCGGGCUCGACUAUUGUGACUGCCGGUCCUGGUGGUGCGUUGUUGGCUUAUAUCGUGAUGGGUCUCGUCACUGCGGGUGUAUCCUACACUACGGGAGAGAUCACCUCUUUCAUGCCGUCAACAGGCGGAUUUAUACGUCAUGCAACCAAGUUCGUCGAACCAGCACUCGGCGCUGCCACUGGAUGGAACUUUUGGUACACGAUGUCCAUUUCCGUUCCUGCUGAAAUCAGUGCAGCUGCAACGCUGAUCCAGUUUUGGAAUACGUCCGUCAACCCAGGCGUUUGGAUCACUGUAUUCUUGGUGUUCAUCCUCACGAUUAACUUCUGUGGUGUUCGACUUUACGGUGAGAGCGAAGUCGUGUUUGCGUCCCUCAAAAUCAUGACGAUCAUCGGCCUUAUCAUCGGCGGCCUUGUCAUCGACCUUGGCGGAGGACCGAACGGCGAGCGCAUAGGAUUCCGUUACUGGCAGAACCCCGGCGCGUUUAACAGCUAUCUCGUUCCAGGCUCAGCUGGCAACUUUCUGGCUUUCUGGAAGGUUCUGCUCUCAGCCGCGUUCAGCUACGGCAAUAUACAAGUUGUUGCCAUUUCCGGAUCUGAGACGCAAGAGCCUAGGAAGAUUAUUCCUGCGGCAACCAGGAAAACGUUCUUCCGGGUGUUCUUCUUUUACGUUCUCAGCAUUCUCAUUGUUGGAAUGAUUGUGCCAUCAAACGACCCCUCCCUGAGCAUCUCGACGGGCACAGCACAGCAGUCACCGUUUGUCAUUGCCUUCACACGUUCCGGAGUUUCGGUUUUACCUUCAAUUAUAAACGCAGUUGUAUGCACUUCUGCCAUCAGCAGUGGAUCAGCUUGCGUUUUCAUUGCUUCCCGGACUCUUUAUGGUCUAAGCUGCGAUGGUCACGCUUCCAAGAUCUUCCAGCGCUGCAACAGGUUCGGAACGCCUCAUUACGCCGUGGGACUAACUUGUAUCUUGAUGCCGCUUGUCUACCUCAAUGUGGCCAACAACACAUCCGUGGUUUUUGGCUGGUUCCUCAAUAUCACGACUGUUGCUGGCCUCAUUGGCUGGAUCGUCAUCGAGGUGACGUAUCUUCGGUUCUAUGCUGGACUCAAAGCACAGGGGUAUUCUCGAGAUGAUCUCCCCUACUGCAGCCCGGGGCAACCCUAUGUAUCGUGGAUUACCCUAGUCAUGGUGUGCCUUAUUGUAUUUUUCUCAGGAUUCGACGUAUUUACCGCAGGAAAUUUCACUGCAUCCGGGUUUCUUACCUGCUAUCUCAAUAUUUUCAUCUUUGCCGCUCUCUAUGUUUUCUUCAAGCUACGCCUGAAAUCCCGAAUCGUGGCCGUGAACGAAAUGGACUUUGAAACAGAAUUCAAAUCCAUCAGGCAAGAGAAAGCACAGAAGGAACUGUAUGGGCCUCCAAAGAAGGGCUUGAAGCAGUUGCUUCACAAGGUCAUCCACACUGUAUAA
Messenger RNA from Colletotrichum graminicola M1.001, 1638 nucleotides. Its product is annotated as amino acid permease. Gene Ontology annotation, cellular component: membrane. The transcript has 8 exons. NCBI's taxonomy places the organism in Eukaryota, Fungi, Ascomycota, Sordariomycetes, Glomerellales, Glomerellaceae. The record is from RefSeq and is a predicted model, not a curated record. Gene Ontology annotation, molecular function: amino acid transmembrane transporter activity. Gene Ontology annotation, biological process: amino acid transmembrane transport. The coding region runs from base 1 to 1638 and encodes 545 amino acids.